UUUAAAUUAUAAACUGCCAUAUAAAAAUCAAAUGGUCCAAACGAAAAAAACAGAAGAUGGCGUAGCAUUUGAUUGUGAACCUGAUUCUUCACUAAUCUUGAAGAUAGAAGUGAUAGUCAACGCCUCCUAGUGAGCAGGAUUGUAAAAAGGAAGUUGAAGAAACAUUCAUUUCUUUAUAGUCUCCACUCUAUAUACAAAUAUAACUGUAUGACCGUGUGUACUGUGCCGCUGACAAUGAGCCGCGGCGGUGACUGUGAUAAGUGAUCGCGUACCCUUCCUCGUCGCUAAACGCGUAGUGGCAGUGGAGAAAGAUAGUACGUCGACCAAGAAAAGAGUCUACCUCUUGAUGACUCGCGCUUUACGCAAGGCGCAACGUAGCCGGAGCUCACAAUUAUGUUCGAUGUACCGCCCAAGUUCUACGAGCUGUGUCGCCUUUGUUUAUCGUCGGACGGUGUCAAAUUGUCCAUAUUCGAAGAGGAAGGCGCCCAGCGAAACUUUGCCGAUAAGAUAUUAACGUGCCUCUCGAUUACGGUAAAAGAUGGGGAUUCUUUACCACCAAUCAUUUGUCACCGGUGUGUGUAUAAAUUGGAUGUACUGCACAACUUCCGUGAAGUGUCACACAAAUCUGAUGUCAUACUCAAACAGUACCUGGAUUAUGCCAAGCAGUUAUCAUCACAUGAUGAUCAGAAAAAAUCUUUCUCCACUGCCAAAGUAGCAGGAUUAAGUCCGCUACAGUCAUUUCUCCAAUUGAACAAAACAUUGUUCAAUGAGGAGCCUAACUCUCCGGCCAGCAUUAAUCAAAACGUUAUACCUCAGACUCAAACACAUCAUUUGGAGUUGUGUACCAAUGACAUGCCUGAGCAUGAUAACAUUAAGUGUGAACCAGAAGAUGAUACAUGUUCAAAUAGUUCUGAUCCAGAUAGAUUAGAAAUAGAAGAUCGCGAUGAGCAGGAUACUGAGGGGGAAGAAAAUGGUUAUGAUAUGACCAUUAAUAAGAGAAUGAAAGUAGAAACAAAUUAUGAGGAAUCAAAAACAAGUACCCCCAAUCAUAGUCCAGUGAAUAGAAUGGAUACACCAGAAAGCAAUUGUUCAGACACAAAUAUUGACCAGGAAACAACAAAGUUAUGGCAAGCAUUAGCAAACAAUAGGAGUUUAGAGAUUACCAGGACAAAUGGUGACAAAUUAAAUAAUGGAUUCACUGGCGAAGCAACUAAUUUGUUGCGUUCUUUAAUCAACAAUAGGCAAAUUGGUAUUACUGCAAUUGAUUCUGACAGAAUAUCACCACAAAUUAGGUUUUACAGAGAUACUCAAGGAACAACAAUUGAACGCACUAUACCCGACUGUUCUCUACUCGGCAACCGUACUAAUGUGUCGUGUAUAGAAAAUAAGGGUACGUCUGUGGACAGUAAUCCGUCUAGCCCUGCCAGUGUUGGUCGAAAGGAAACCAAGGGUCGUAGAAAACAAAGUUAUCCUAGCAAAGCUCCCAUGAGUCCAGAUGUCGUUAAUUAUCAACAUGAAUCUAAUGAAGAACAAGCACAAGAUUUUACAACAUGGUCAAAUAAAAUGAAGGGGAAGGUAGAGGACCAAAAACAACAAUUUGAUCAACAUAGUGGUAACAUAGCGAAAAAGGUUGAUAUGUCUUGCACAAAUUGCGGCACUAUGACUACAACUAUUUGGAGAAGAAAUAUGAAGGGAGAAAUGGUUUGUAAUGCUUGCGGACUUUAUUACAAACUUCAUGGAGUAAAUCGUCCAGUUACCAUGCGAAGGGAUACGAUACACACGCGUAGACGUAGACCUAAAGGUGAAAAACCAACAAGGCAUAGAAAAAAAGGUGAUUCAAUUCUGGUACCACAAUCGGAACAGAUGGAUGCAGAAAGUGCAGACAUGUUAGCAGCCCUUCGGCGACAAAUUCAGCCUCAUUUAAUGAUGGCAGCCUUAACACCACCACGUAUACCUGGUGCUCAUCCACCAGCUCCUACCGCUCAACUUAAUUAUUCUCUUCCUUUACCUAGUUACAUGAUGCAUCAUGUGAAAGCAGAAGGACGAGAACAAUGUCAUUUAUCUACGGACAUAGAAGAAACAGAAGAAGGAGAUGCAGAGAACGUCUCGGAUGUACCAUUAAACUUAGUUGCGACGUCAUUAUCCGAAGAAGCACACUGAAAUCAUUUUGACCAGCUUUAGAACGACGUUGCUAUAGGUAUAUAUAUACAUAUAUAUAUAUAUACAUAACAAAGAAUCUCUAGACAGAACAGUCUGUCCGGUGAUACACAGGGUGUAAAAGACGAGAUUAUUCUCCUUCUCUUUUCUGCCUCUGUCGUCCAUGAUCCUCUUUUUGGACUCUCCUUUUUUCUCUUUUUCUCUUUUCCACGGUCUUGAGAAUUUUGAGAUGGUAGAAUAUUGGGAUGUGUAUUUAUCCCUUGAGCUACCAAGCCCGUGGUGCAGAGCGCACGAAGGAACGAUGAUAUUAAAUACGCAGUAUUAAUUACGUGGUUAUUCAAAAUAUGUACAUAUAUAUACACGAAUACGAAGAAUAUUUUUAUACAAAAUUUUCUACGCUUGCAGCUAUAGAGAGCGACGGGCGAUCGUUGUACAUACACGCGCAAAUUGUUCUUUCGGUGUCGCACGUAUUUUACGCAUUAAAAAGGAAUGGUGGUCGUUGUCUGUUUUCUUAGUGAUAUAAGAAAGUCAAUCACCAGUGAAAGUUUUUAGAACGGUGCUAGAUUACUGUUCGGAAAGGCUUAGAAAUAAAGAAAAAACAAAAAAAAAAAAAAUGAUUUGUCGCUAAAAGAUUAGUGAACAAAAUUUAACCGUUUUGUUCCACGGGCUUUUAGCUGUCAGUGAUGUUACAAUUGCAAAUAAUCUUGUUUUGCGUAAUAUUUAAAUUAAAAAACGUCCCAACCGAACUUAACUAGUGAAUAAAAUCUAUUUUUUAAUUGAUUUUAAUGACGAAUGAAAACUUAUUAUUUGCUUAAUUAAAACUGGAAAAAAGGAAAAUAUUAAUGGAACUUAACAGAAAACGGUUGCACGAUGUGACAAAUGUUUAUUAAAAAAAUAUAUAUAUAUCAUAGAAAAAGUUAGAAUCAUAAACGGAAGAUAAUAUGUUCUCGGUAAUUUGAGCUUUGUCAAAUUACAUUUUUACUAGUAUAAUUUUUAAACAUCAUACUCUAGUGGCCUUUCAACAAUUUGUCUCCUUUCUCUUCCCUUUUUAGCUCUUAUCGCAGUAAAAAGUGCAGAUAAUUUACUUACAGAUACAAUUUUAAUUUAUGAUAUAGAUUACUUUUUUACGUGAGCACGAGACUGCCGGUAUAAACACAUUUAAAUACUCUUUCUAUCGUUUAUGUAUUUCGUUUUCCCUUCCCUUUUUUUUUUUUUUCUAUGUGUUGAAAGCUAUUUGAUUGUUCAUACAGUCAUCAAUAAUUUGUACUUAAUAGACAAAGCAGCACACCACCAUAUAAGCUAAGACCCCGAAAGCAAUAAAAAACGCGAUGGUACGUAGGAUAGAUUGUCGUCAUACAAUACUCGUUUGCGUGCUCUCUCGACGACAAUUUAAACAUACAAGAAUUUCAGGAACUAAUAUUUAGAUAACAUUCAUUUAUAUGCCGGACGUUAAAAAUAACAAAUUUUAUUGCUCCAUAAUUGCUGUAGAUACAUUCAUAUAAUCUCUUUUUAAAUUUCUUCCUUAACUCUAUUCAUUCAUUUAUUUUAUUUCUUUUUUAUAUUAUUUAAAAAAAAAAGAAAAGAAAAGAAGAAAAUUAGAAAUACUUUGGUGUAGAUAAACAAAAUUACUCGUUUCUUUCUAAGGGUUAUCACUGAUCUCUUUUUUCCAGAAUGUACAGAUCACACAUUAAUAAACAGGUAUUAAGCAAUCCUAAAUACCACAUAAUACGAUGGCCAGUGCAUCUACUCAUGUAUCGUUAUAUCUAACAUUAUAUACCUAAACAACUUUGCCAAAAAUAGAUUUAGUCUAUGUAACAUAGAAUAUAGUUAAGGGCAUGCGAUAAAAAUUAACAUUUUAUCUUUCUCUUUUACAACUUCAUAUACAGCAUUUACAUAUUUCUUCUUUAUUUUUCUUUCUCUUCUUAUAGCUUUUCUUAUCAGUGAUACCUCUUAGCAUACCACUGUUUUAUAGAACUUUUAAAUUACACUUACAGUAAUUAAUGGAGCAACUUAGUUUUAGUCGUUAUCAAAGGAGCCUUAUAAACACACUCGUAUAAAUAUAUAUACACGUGCGCGUACAAGCGCGAUACACACAUUUUACACUUUCACUCAUACACAUAUAUGCAUAAAUACAUUCUUUCUUACACUUAUAUACGAGUAUAAACGAUACCAUCGAUCAAUGCUAUUCCUUAUUUUCAAUAUUGUAAUAAAAAAAUAUUUCUUUUACGCGUAUUACAAUUAAUACAUUAAUAUUAUAUUUGCAUUUUCAUUCAAUAUUUUUAUCAAUGAAUAAUAGAACGCAUAACAAAAAUAGCAAACAGUAACUAUUUUCUAGCUAUCGCAAUCUGUUUUCAUUUUAAUAAAUAUGAAUAGCAUUGAAUAAAAUGGUAUCUUUAUCAUUGAUAACACCAUUUAUUUGAGAAAGAGGCAUAAACUAUGAAGAAGUUUUACAUAAUUGCGAUCCAAAUAACAGAUUGCUUAACUUUUUUCUUGUACGUCGAAACGAUCCUUCCAUUUAGUACGUAUUUGAUAUACUUCCUGUUUCCCAAACAGGUAACAUAUCUUUUAAAUAAGUCUCGACAAAUGACUAUGUUUUAUAUUUAAUUUACAUUUACAUGUAUAACAAAUUUGUAAAUAUUCAAAAUUUAAUUGUCUUUUUUCCAGAUAUAUUAAUAUGCAUAAUUUUAACUCGUGACUAUGUAUAGUUAAAAAAAAUAUUCUGUUUUAAGUAAAAAUAUACUUAUUUAAAAGAUACGUGAUACACAUUUAGGCUUAACAUCUUAACUAGGGAAUGAAAUCGAGAAUUAAUCAAUUGAUAAUAAAGUACACAGAACUUGACUUCUCUCAAGUCAAGAUAUAUAGAUUGCCAGUUUUUAAAUUCUGUUGACAGAACAUUGUAGAAUACCAUUUUUAAAUGUACCAUACGUGAAGAGAAUGAACUUAUUUAUGAAAUAACAUUGAUAAAAAAAAAAAUGAAAGCAAUGGACAGUUACUUCGUUAGGCAUUUUUUUUUUUUUCUCUCAGUUAUAAAUAUUUAGCUCGUGGUAGCUUGUUAAAUAACAGAAAAGCAUAACUAUCCUUAUAUAUUUUUUUUUAAUUAUUAUUAUUAUUAUAAUUAUUAUAAUUAUUAUUAUUAUUAUUAUUACCAUCGUAGACGCGUAAGUAGAAUUAGGUUUGAGCUCUCUACUAAUUCUGAAACUAGAAGAUAUUUUUUAUAAUUAUUAGAAUCGAGAAAUCGAGUAUUGCUAUUAUAUAUAUAUAUAUAUAUAAAUAUAUAUAAAUAUUAUUGAUAUCGAUUUGAUUUAAACGUUAACGAUAAAAAAUUUUUUUUUUUUUUAAAUAAGAUUUAGUUGCAAGACCGCCACUCGACAAAGUUCGUUUUUUUUUUAAUAAUAAUGAACGAAGGAAAAAAAAAAGCUGAGGCUUCUUAUAGAUUUUUUUUUUUUUUAUGUAUCAGUAUUCUACGCGUUUGACUUUAGCUGUUAAGAGUUUUAACCACACUACUUAAAGGAAUCCCCGAUGGCGAGAUUUGUCUUACUUAAUUAUUAAAUUAUUUAGUUAUCUUCCCUUUCGAUUCCCUCCCAUGCCCCAUCACCCCUAUUCCCCUUCCCUUCCCUUCCCCUUUCCCUCCCAUCCCCUUCCCCUCCCUGUUUUGUACGUCUAUUUUUACACAAACAAUCCUUCCCUGAAUAUAAUUAUUUAAACUGUAAUUUAUUGUAUUCACCGUUUUUUGCACCAACGUUUACGUAAGACAUAUUUUUUGGCAACGACUGGCUUAAUUUAUUGUUUCUUACAUUAUAAACUUUAUAUACGAGUUUCGCUCUUUUUUUUUUUCUUUUCUUUUCUUUUUUUUUUUUUUUUCUUUUCUUCUUUUUUUUGUAAAAAAAAAAAAAAAAAAAAAAAAAAGAGAAACAAAACAAUACAAACAUACGUUAGUUAGUAAUGAUCAGGCACUGCGUGGUAUGGUCAUUCCCUCCUUUUCUGCGAGACACACUCGGUUUUAAAUGCGGUACGAGAUGCGGACGGUCAAUGCUUUAGGUGCCUUCACCUGGAGAUUUCGUUGAAUACAGAUGCUCACGUGCACGCGAGUAUAGAUACAUUUAUUGUAACGAGAAAAAUCGUUUCGUCACUCUCGAUCCAUCAGCUUUUCCUCUUCAGCUUGCGAAACGUGCCUCUACGAAUUUAUAUUUCUUCGAUUUUUAAUCGCUUGUUAAAAACGGGUACAAAAAGAAAAAAGAGAGAGAGAGAGAGAGAAAGUAAACGGCGAUUUUAUAAUUUAAUUACCGGCGAUGUAAUCCCGGAUAUGUAAUAAUCGUGUACAAUGGAGUGGAGUUAAAGCUAUGGGUCGAAAGUAGACAAGGUCAGUUUCGAGGUGCUUCGUCAUCACGAGCAAAAUCUUCGUACGAUAAGAAGAAGACUGUUUUUUUUUCUUCUUUUUUUUUUUUCUUUCUUUUUUUCUUUUCUUUUUUUUUUUUUUUAGAAUCGUGGCUACGAAGCAUCUCGUGUCCACGAUGAACAAAUGUAUACGAAAGUCUCGAGGAUAAGAAACAAACGAAAAAAAAAAAAAAAAAAAAAAACGAGACGAAGAAUGCAUAAUUGUACAUGACACAAAGAGAGAAGGGGUUUUCGCGGGAUGAUAUGAGGAAAAAAAAAAAAAGUAAUAAUAAUAAUAAUAAAAGAGGUAAAAUCGUCGAAUAUAUACCUCUACGAUUUGAGUCGAGGAAUAAUUAAUUAUUAACUCGCAGCUUUGUUCCGUCCGUCUGCGCGACCGUGAAUCUUUUGAUUUCGCCGGGUUUCUCGGUAGAAAUCCUAAGUCACAUAAAUACAUAAAUACACAUACCCAUUAAACGCGCGUUUAUUACGCGUUUAUACACACACAUUAUACACACGUGACGUACAUUUACAUUGUACGUAAACUUAAUGAAUAAGUGAAACGUACACACGAAUUAUAUUGAACGGUGGAGAGACAAAAAAAAAAAAAGAAAAAACGAUAACAGAGGCGUAAGUCGUAAAAACAUUGUAAAAAGAGUUUAAAAAGGAAAAAAAAAAAAAAAAAAAAAAAAAAAGAAGAAAAAAGAGAAAAAAACAUGGUAAAAACUGGAAGCGCCAAGACCCCUUCCCCAGUUCUUACACUGAGUAUUAAAUCUGUACUAAUCGACUGAGUAUUAUUUUUAUAUCGAGCGUAAUAAUAUUAAUAAACGGAUAUAAAUUAAAACGUGAGACACGGAUUGGUGAGUUAAUCGUACGUGAAGCCGAGAAAGAAUUAUUGUAAAGGCAGUGGAUGAUGAGUGGAGAGAUGCGUUUUCUUUUUCUUUUCCUUUUUCUUUUUUCGAUUCAACGAAAAACAAGUGAUCGAAAGUAAAAGGAAAAAGAAAGAAAAAAAAAAAAGACGGUAUAGAACGAAAAAAAUAAAAAUGUAUCGCGAUUUAUUAUUUUUAAUAAUUAUUGUUCGAAGAAUAAAAAGAAGAAAAGAAAAGAGGAAGAGAAAACGCAUGCGACUGAUAAUUGUGAGUGCCCUGAUUACAAUAUUUUGUAUACAACCAUAUAAUGCGAACCGAGCGAAGAAAGAAACAAUUUCGAAUGAAAGAAGCAACAAAGAGAUAGGGAAAAAAAAGAGAAAUAAUUAAUGUCGAAAUAUUCUAAUGCACGAUCUGAUGAACCAGCGUUAUGUAUAAGAGCGUUGCGGAGCUCUGACAGGCCGGAAACUAACUUAAAACAAAAAAAAAAAAAAAAAAACUCGUUAGCAUAUUUAUGCACUUAUGUAUGUUAUUAAAUACGCGAUGAUAAAUAGCAAUAGAGCGAUACGAACGAAACACGAUGACAAAAAAAAAAAGAAAAAAGAUAUAAAGAAGAAGAUGAAUUACUUUUGUAUCCACGAAUAUUUACGAUAAUAAGUUAGUUCGGGCUAAGGCCAGCAGCUGUUGAGAUUAUUCAUGGUUGUGUGUAUCAUUAUAAGUAUUUUGAAUUGUUGAAUAGUAAUUAGUGUAAGCGGUGGCUUGAACGGGGCGACGUCCAGCGCCCACGAAUGCUGCACCAUGAAGAGACGUCGCGUCGUCCAAGUUCGGUCUCAAAUAUUUCAGAAUUAAAUCGAAUAUUUCUUCUCUUCGUUACUCGAACAUUUACCUUUCGUACAAUCGACCCGCUAAAUUAACUUUGCCUGUGUUUUAAUAUAUACAUGUAUACAUAUAUAUAUAUAUUUUAUAUAUAUAUACAUGUAUAUAAUAUAUAUAUAUAAUAUAUAUAUAUAUAUUUUUUUCUUUUUUAGUAUUGUAUUUGUAACGAGUCGUAUAUCCCAUAUAUGAAAUUGUUGGGAUGCUUUUUUAAUUUAUAAUUUUAACGUGAAGCACAUCGAUAAGAGAAGAAUCACCCAUGACAGGUGUACCUUUAAAUACUCCAUUGAUAUUACGGGUGUAAUUUUUCAAAGAUAUUUUGUAUCUUUUUAUGUAUUAUUUCUCUGAUUCAAAAAUUUCAUCUAUUCUCAUUUUUAUUUUUCUUUUUUUCAACGAGAAUCUUUUAGAGAGAACUCUCUAUUUUUUUCUUUUUUUUUAUAUCAUGUAAUAAUAAGAUACCUGUUAAACCUUUUCUAAACUAUUUAUUGAAUUUCUAUGUAUUUGUUAAAAGUUCUUUUAUAGACGACUUUUUUCUUUUACUUUUUUUUUUUUUCUUCUUUUACUUUUGAGACCAUACUUUGUACACAUGCACGUGAUUCUGUCAACGAUUCAUCAAUGAAUCUUUAGGGGGAAAGGAAGAUAGAAAAAUAAAAAAAAAA
Apis mellifera (honey bee) is the source of this 8926-nucleotide messenger RNA. RefSeq names its product transcription factor stalky. The transcript has 8 exons. Lineage: Eukaryota; Metazoa; Arthropoda; Insecta; Hymenoptera; Apidae. Gene Ontology annotation, biological process: negative regulation of transcription by RNA polymerase II; positive regulation of transcription by RNA polymerase II; cell fate commitment. Gene Ontology annotation, cellular component: nucleus. Bases 394 to 2160 code for a protein of 588 amino acids. The record is from RefSeq and is a predicted model, not a curated record. Gene Ontology annotation, molecular function: RNA polymerase II cis-regulatory region sequence-specific DNA binding; DNA-binding transcription factor activity, RNA polymerase II-specific; zinc ion binding.